CUAGUGAAUAUUAAUGAACCUGAGAUGACUGAGUAUUGUCCAUGUCUUGAUGUUGUUGGACGCGUUACAUCUGAUCUUGAUGAAGAAGGAGAUCAGAGAGCUACUGAGCUCAUCUGGGGAGCCAUCGCAAGAGUUCUUCUUAUUACUCAACAGUUUCUUCGAGAAUGGCCUGGAUUCUAUAACAUGGUUACUAUAACCCCGUUCAACAUGUUCUAUACAUGUAGUAGUUCAGAGAUUGAUGUAGCACCCGAGGUUCCUCUGCAGCUCUGCUUACAUACCUUGUUCACUGGAAACACUUCUAUCAACCUAUCACAGAAUGGAGCCAGCUAUGAGAUUGAUCUAGGACUUAUGUUCCCAACCCUUGGGGAACCAUCUGAAUCUGUUCAUGAAUGGCUAGAAGCCUUAGCUCUUUCUGCUACUGACGGCAAUGACACAUGUCCAAGUCCAAUCUCAGAGACGCCCUCUACUCUACCUGAUCCAAGUAGACUCUCAGAAGAAGUCACAGGUAGCUCAGACUCCACACCACAAAAGGAAUCCAGUGAUGGUGCAUCAAGGGAUUCUCCAAUGGCUAAGGAUAAGAAGGUAGCUAAGAAGAAACCAGUAGAGAUCAAGUGGGAUCUAGUCGAAGAAAAUACAACAAAGAUUAGUGAAGAGGAUGAGAUCAAGGAAGCAAGGAGGGUCGCCAAGGCUUUUGUAGCUGUCAUUCUUGCUGAAUCAAUGGCAAAAUACAUCUAUGAACAUGAAGACAAUUCCAAUAUUAAUGGUCAUGCCCCUGGUGCAACUACCUCGACUUCAAGUAGGAGUGCACGUCAUGCUGCUGCUAAAGCAUCAGCUGAAGCUGCCAGAGCUGCUCAGAGUGGUGAUGCUGAAGCAGCAGCUAAAGCUGUCAUUGCUGCGGUGAAGGCUGUUGAAGAUGUGACAAACCCAAGGAAGAAUCAUACCAGAAUUAAAAGCCCAGUCAAGAGUAAAAUGUGCAUCAUCUUGUGAGUGUACCAAAAGACUCUGAUUGCACUAUAGGUUACAAUAUUGGUGCAAAAUACUGCUUGGUUAGAAGAGGUCUAGCACAUUGCUGUUUCUGCUUAAUAGUGUGUUAUUUUUGCAGAUUGGCUAAUAUUGUUAGAAUCAACAACUAAAAUUUCCAUUCCAUAUGCAUAUUGCUAUCUGUUGUGGUAAUUCCUGGAGAAGGUUAUCCUGUAUGAAUUGACAAUUAUAGUUAAGAUAAAAAGGAUCAAUUAAGAUGGCAAUGUCAGUAAAAUUACUUUCUCUUGAGUCACCAGGUAUGUCAGUUUGGAGAAGAAAAACUAUCUUGCGAAUGGGGUACACUAUUAGCAACAAGUAUAUAAAAAACUACAAAUUGACUCAGUUUUGAAAGGACUGCAUUAAAUUUCCUUCUGUUUAGUGAAGCCAAUAUAUUUUAAGAACACAGACAGAUAUAUGUGUAACUAGUUUUUUCGAUCUGUUCACUACAUGAAUGAGAAGAGAGAGAGGAGGAAACAAAGAAUUCAAGCAAAAGGAGAACUUGGGUCCAAUUAUCAGACAUCAAUUAG
This is a messenger RNA of Lytechinus pictus (painted urchin), 1547 nucleotides long. RefSeq lists its product as uncharacterized. Gene Ontology annotation, biological process: regulation of DNA-templated transcription. Lineage: Eukaryota; Metazoa; Echinodermata; Echinoidea; Temnopleuroida; Toxopneustidae. The record is from RefSeq and is a predicted model, not a curated record. The transcript is spliced from 5 exons. Bases 25 to 987 code for a protein of 320 amino acids.